GGCGCUAACGGCCCCAGAGUCUGUUUGAGCCUGCGCUAACGCUCCAGGCGCAACAGACCCAGGGAACCAGGCUGAUCGCAAUGUGCGCGCGCGCGCAUAGGGAGCCGGGAACCAGCUUAAUACUGUGCCCUCGCAAGCAAAUAUGGCGGACAAGGUGAGUUGUGUUGGGAGCCAGAACGGUCAUUUUCUUUAAAGUCUUCAAGACUACAGUUGCAAUACGUGCCGAGAAAGAACGCCCCUCCAGUAUUCAAGUUCACGAAAUCGUCGUCAAACGGGCGAAAUUUUUAUGAAAGGAACAGGUCAAAGUUGAAGUCAAGUAAUCUACCCCUUUCAAAUGUCUCUCUGACAUAGUGACAUCCAGAUAUCUUCAAUUGUAGUUGUGAACACCACAACAUCCACAGGUUAAUGAUGGAAGUAGAAAGCCAACCACAGACUCCUGGUUCUGUUACUGAAACAUGUGUUAUGAUAAACCAUGAGAGAAAUGUGAGGGAAACAGGUGAUCUCAAGACACCAUCUGUUCGUGACACAGUGGAAACAGAUGACGUCAAGAGACAAUCUGUUAGUGACACACUGGAAACAGAUGAUGUCAAGAGACAAUCUGUUAGUGACACACUGGAAACAGAUGACGUCAAGAGACAAUCUGUUAGUGACACACUGGAAACAGAUGAUGUCAAGAGACAAUCUGUUAGUGACACACUGGAAACAGAUGACGUCAAGAGACAAUCUGUUAGUGACACACUGGAAAAAACAGGUGAUGCCAAGCAACAGUCUGCUAUAGACACUCUGGAAACAGGCAAUCUCAAGAAGCAAGAAGAUAAGCUGGGUCCAUCAAAGCAGCUUCAGUGUGGUGAUGGUGGUAAAGCAUGUACAAAGUCAGGGGACCGUCUGCAACGUAUAAGGAUUCAUAAUGGAAUCAAAUCUUAUCAGUGUAUUGUAUGUGAGAAAACAUAUACACUAUCAAGUAGUCUGCAGAGACACAUGAAGAUUCACAUUGGACAAAAACCUCAUAAUUGUGUUGAAUGUGGGAAAGCAUUUGCACAAUCAGGUUAUCUGCACACACACAUGAGAAUUCACAGUGGAGUCAAGCCUUAUCAGUGUGAUGAAUGUGGAAAAAUAUUUACACAAUCAAGUAGUCUGCUGAGACAUAUGAGGAUUCACAGUGGAAAGAAACCUCAUAAUUGUGUUGAAUGUGGGAAAACAUUUGCACGGUCAGGUCAUCUGCACACACACUUGAGGGUUCACAGUGCAAUCAAGCAUUAUCAGUGUAACGAAUGUGAGAAAACAUUUGCACAAUCAAGUAGUCUUCAGAGACACAUGAAGGUUCACAGUGGAAAAAAGCCUUAUAAAUGUGUUGUAUGUGGGAAAACAUUUGCACGGUCAGGUCAUCUGCACACACACUUGAGGGUUCACAGUGCAAUCAAGCCAUAUCAGUGUGAUGAAUGUGGGAAAACAUUUGCACAGUCAAGUAGUUUCCAGAGACAUGUGAAGAUUCACAAUGAUAUAAAACCUUAUAAGUGUGAUGAAUGUGGGAAAGCAUUUACACAAUCAAGUAUUCUGCAAGCACACAUGAAGGUUCAUGGUGGCAUCAGGCCUCAUUUGUGUAUUGUUUGUGAAAAAACAUUUACAGCAUCAAGUAAUCUUUGCACACACAUGACGAUUCACACUGGAAUUAAACCUUAUAAGUGUGAUGAAUGUGGGAAAACAUUUGCACGAUCACAUUAUCUGCAAGCUCAUAUGGAGAUUCACAGCGGAAUCAAGCCUUACAAGUGUGGUGAAUGUGGGAAAAGAUUUACACAAUCCAGUGCUCUACAGAGACACAUGAGGGUUCACAGUGGAAUCAAGCCUUACAAGUGUGAUGGAUGUGGGAAAGCAUUUGCACUAUCACAUAAUCUGCAAGCUCAUAUGGAGAUUCACAGCGGAAUCAAGCAUUACAAGUGUGGUGAAUGUGGGAAAAGAUUUACACAAUCCAGUGCUCUGCAGAGACACAUGAGGGUUCACAGUGGAAUCAAGCCUUACAAGUGUGAUGGAUGUGGGAAAGCAUUUGUACGGUCAGAACAUCUGCAGAGACACAUGAGGAUUCACACUGGAAUGAAACCUUAUAAGUGUGUUGAAUGUGGGAAAACAUUUACAGAAUCAGGAACUCUGCAGACUCACAUGAGCAUUCAUGGAGGAAUCAGAUCUCAUCCAUGCAUUGUGUGUGAGGAAACAUUUACAGUUGCAAGUAAUCUUCACACACACAUGAUGAUUCACACUGGACUAAAACCUUGUAAGUGUGCAGUGUGUGGGAAGACAUUUGCACAAUCCGAUAAUCUGCAGACACACAUGAGGACUCACAGUGACAUUAAAGAGGUUAUCAGUGUGUUGAAUGUGAGAAAACAUUACACAAUCAAGUAGUUUGCAGCGACACAUGAAGAUUUACGGAGGAAAAAAACGGUUGAAUCAAACAAGUAGUUUGCAGAGACGUGAAGAUUCACACUGGAAUGAAACCUCAUUAGUGUUCUGAAUGUGGGAAAACAUUUUCAUGAUCAGAUUAUCUGCAAGCUCAUAUGAAGAUUCACAGCGGAAUCAAGCCUUACAAGUGUGGUGAAUGUGGGAAAAGAUUUAGAGAGUCAAAUCAUUUGCACACACAUAUCGAGGAUUCACAGUGGAAUAAAAAGCUAUAAAUCUGAAGAAUGUGAGGAAACGUUUACACAAUCAACUUAUCUGCAGAGACACAUGAGGAUUCAUAGUGCAAUCAAGCUUUAAAGUGUUGUGAAUGUGAGAAAAUAUUUACACAGUCAAUUACUCUGCAGAGACACAAGAUAAUUCACAGUUGAAUAAAAACUUACAAGUGUGUUGAAUGUGGGAAAAUAUUCACACAAUCAAGUGCUCUGCAGGGACACAUGAGGAUUGACAGUGAAAUAAAGUGAUUUCAAUGUGAUGUAUGUGUGAAAAAAUUUGGACGGUCAUAUAAUCUGCAGACACACAUGAAGAUUCACAGUGAAAUCAAUUGCUUUGAUAAGAUUGAAAACUCAUCAAUGUAAUGAGCGUAAACAUAACAGAUAAAUGAUAAAUCAGUGUAAAUAUGUGUCCUCACGUUUUGUUCUUGAGUUCUAAAUUAGAAAAUAAGUGUUAUAUCUUUUAGCUAGUUAGCGUCCACUAGAACAGUGCUGUUUUCACAUUCGUAUACAUAUUACACAGAACUAGAUGAACA
Molecule: messenger RNA, 3193 nt
Organism: Haliotis rubra (blacklip abalone)
Lineage: Eukaryota; Metazoa; Mollusca; Gastropoda; Lepetellida; Haliotidae
Product: gastrula zinc finger protein XlCGF57.1-like
Exons: 3
Coding region: 406-2394 (662 amino acids)
Biological process (GO): regulation of transcription by RNA polymerase II
Cellular component (GO): nucleus
Molecular function (GO): DNA-binding transcription factor activity, RNA polymerase II-specific; RNA polymerase II transcription regulatory region sequence-specific DNA binding
Source: RefSeq, a predicted model, not a curated record